AUGAAUGCAGAUAAAUUAAUGGACUUCAACCUUUCUAAUCUAUCCAGCCAAGUUUCCGUCAACGAUCGACUUCAUGUGACACACUCGCAAGAUCGUCGAUCUGAUAUCACUGUCGUUUGGUUAGAAAAGAAAUCAUCCAUCGACAUCAAUCAGGCUCGAUUGCUCAAUGUGAAUAAUCGAUGUUCUCUCAUUUGUUUCUCGAAUAUAUCAAAAUGCCUGAAAUAUCUGAAGCGAACCCGAUCACGUGACUAUGUGAUCAUGAUCAUUGUCUGCUAUUCCCUUGAAACAAUUCAACGUCUCAUUUAUCUCCUUGGACAAAAUCGUCUUGUUCAAACGAUCUUUGUUGUUGGUUCUUACUGCGAUGGAAGUGAUUAUCUGCCUCUGUUCAGCGACUCUUUUCGUCUCUUUUCAAGUCGACGAACAUUGUUUAAUGUUUUACAAAAACGAAUUGAACAAGUGGAUAAACAUCAUUGGGAUAGUGGAAUUUUUACAACGUUUUAUCGAAAGGAAAAGGCCAUGAAAGAUGUUCAGCAGAAUCUGGCCACAUUUGUUUGGACACAUGUAUAUAAAGUUCUAUUGACGAAGAUGUCUCGAGAAGAUCUUCAGGAUAAAUGUCAAAUGUUAAGUGAAUGUCGGGCUUAUUAUCGUCAUGAUAAGACUCAAUUAGAUCAUCUGAAGACCUUUCAAUGUCAAUAUCAAUCGAAAGAUGUCAUUCAUUGUGAAGAUAUGUGGAAUCUCUAUGCAUUUCGAUAUAUAAUUAUUGAUUUACACCAUCGUCUUGAAGAACUAUCUCAGUCACAAAAUUGUUCAAGCAUUCGUGUUUAUCGAGGCACGAAACUCAAUCGAGACGAAUUGGAACAAUUUCAGGUCGGUAAUCUCGUCUCAACCAAUGCGUUUCUUUCAUGUUCAACGAAUCGAAAAGUUUCAGAAAUGUUUAUUUCGACGAAUAAUAAUCGACUUGCAUCGCAACAAUCGGUCUUAUUUCUCAUCGAUGUCGACCGUCGAAUUUCUCCAAAGACAAUUUUCGCUGAUGUUAGUCAUCAAAGCGUCUUUCCCGAUGAAAACGAAGUGAUAUUUACUUUUGGGUCGACUUUUCUCAUCGAUGAAAUCAAUUUCGAUAAGCGGAAAUGCAUCUGGGUCGUUCGCAUGAGUGCCACCUCGAAUAAAAAUGCUCUGAUCGAUCAGUAUGAAAAGUAUAUUCUUGAGCGACUUCAGUUUACCGAUCCAACGAUUCUUUAUGCUCACGCGUUAGCCAAUAUCAGUAGUAAUUUUGGUCAAGCUUUAAGUUAUUUUCAUCGUUUAUUGAGGAUUUUACCUGUUGAUCAUCUCGAACGACCGAAUAUUUAUUAUAAUUUAGGUCGUCUCUAUCACUUUCUGGAUAAAUCCGACAAAUCUCUUCAUUAUUUUCGCUGUGCCCGAUUACUCAUUCGUCGUCUUUUACCGGAGAGAAUCUUUGAUUAUUGUCGAAUUCUUCGCGGGUUAGGUCUUGUCUAUUUAGAAAUGAGAGAUUCGAAUCGAGCAAUUCAAUGGCUAGAGCAAGCACUCAUUCUUCACAACAAAUCUUUUUCCAACAAUCACACGGAACUUCCCUUCCAUCUCAAUCGUCUUGCUUAUGGUUAUUUCCAAGCGACGAAUUAUCACCGUGCACUCGAGGUUCUACACGAAGCUGAACGAUUUUUCCUAAGAAAAAUGCCUGUGAAUCAUCAAGGAUAUGGACAGACAUUACAUAUCACCGGGUUAGUCCAUCGUGCUCUCGGCGAUGAUUCAAAGGCGUUGAUCGCUUUUGAAGAUGCUGUGAAGAAACAACAUUCUUUCCUUAGUGUCGAUCAUCCUCGUCUGGCUUCCACUUAUUAUCAACUGAGUCUCCUCCAUGCCGAUCAUAAUCAUAAUGAACUUGCCCUUGAUUGUAUUCAAAAAGCUUUGAAGAUUCAACUGAUUAAGUUGCCACCUUCUCAUUCUCAACUAAGAUUAUCGAAAGAACUUCUUCAACGUCUUCGCUAA
This is a messenger RNA of Adineta ricciae, 2001 nucleotides long. The record is from the annotation of a GenBank genome assembly. Lineage: Eukaryota; Metazoa; Rotifera; Eurotatoria; Adinetida; Adinetidae.